This is a messenger RNA of Daucus carota subsp. sativus, 2343 nucleotides long. Its product is annotated as protein tesmin/TSO1-like CXC 6. Gene Ontology annotation, cellular component: nucleus. Gene Ontology annotation, biological process: regulation of DNA-templated transcription. Lineage: Eukaryota; Viridiplantae; Streptophyta; Magnoliopsida; Apiales; Apiaceae. Bases 50 to 1885 code for a protein of 611 amino acids. The transcript has 8 exons. The record is from RefSeq and is a predicted model, not a curated record.
CAAACACACACCCCUAGCACAAACACAAUUCAAAUUGUCAUUUCAAAUAAUGGAUAAACCCGAACCCGGAUCCGGAUCCGGACCCGCCAAAACGGCGGCGCGGCAGCUGGAUUUCACGGCGAUUUGCCGGGCGUCGGCGGCGACGGCGAUUUUGCCGGAUCACCCGCAAGCCCAAUUGCAGUCAAAGCUGUUGGCGUUGGCUUUGAAGAGACAGGCUGAGGCGGAGCCGAAGGGGAAUGCGGCCCGACCCGACCCGGAAGUGGAUCCGAAGGUCAAGAGGGCAGUGCAGGGAGAUGGGGUUGUGGGGAGUGGUGGUGAGAAGGCUAAUUUGAGUGUUGACAGCAAAGUGGAAUCUCCAAAACCACGACAGCAUAGUCAUGCGGAAUCAAUAAGACCACAACAUAGUCAUGUGGAAUUAUUAAGAUCACGGCAACAUAUUAAUUCAGAACUGAAGAAGGCAGAAUCUCCAAAACCACGGCACCCUAUAAAUGUGGAACUGAAGAAGACAGAAUCUCCAAAACCACGACAGCAGAAUACUGUGGAAUUCAAGAAAAUAGAAUCUCCAAAAGUUCGCCAACAAAGUAAUGUGGAAUUUAAGGAUGGUACUAUAAAGAAACAAAAACAGUGCAACUGCAAAAAUUCUCGUUGCUUAAAGUUGUACUGUGAGUGCUUUGCUGCUGGCAUAUAUUGUAAUGGUUGCAACUGCACAAAUUGUCACAAUAAUGUUGAGCACGAGUCUGCUAGGCGAGAGGCAGUCGGGGCAACGUUGGAGAGAAAUCCUAAUGCCUUCAGAUCGAAGAUUGCUAAAAGUCCACAUAGAUCUCAAGAUAAUAGGACACAGAUAGAGGCAGGAGAGGUUACAACAGUUGGAAAGCACAAUAAAGGAUGUAACUGCAAGAAAUCUUGGUGCCUCAAGAAGUAUUGUGAGUGCUUCCAAGCCAAUAUUAUGUGCUCAGAAAAUUGUCGAUGCAUAGACUGCAAGAAUUGUGAAGGAAGUGAAGAGGCAAGAGCCCUUCGCCAAGGAGAACACACUAAUGUUAUGGCAUUCAUGCAACAUGGAAGCACUCAGGCUUUUGGUUAUAUUCCUCAAGCAAUUAAGAAGAGGAAAAUUCAGAGCCUAUUUACAGGAGAGGCACCCGCUAAUACCCUAGAUAACCGAAGUGCACAGAAGUACAGUCAGGAAACUUUUCUAACAUCUCUGAGUAACUCGUCUCACCUACCAUCCAUCCCUCUUCAUGCGGCAGCUGCCAGGGCAACAAUGUUAAGAUCUUCAGACUCCAUGUAUAGGUCACAAUUAGCAGCUAUCCGUGGACUAAAGGAUGCAAAGGAGCUUUGCUCACGUUUGGUCGUAGUUUCAGCAGAAGCUUCGAGCAAACUAGCUGGCAAAAAACUCACAGCAAAUGAAAAUGCAGAGAUAGAUCAGUGUGAGACCUCCUCUACUACAUCAAAUCAGCUACAUAAAGAUAAAGUGGAAAGUAGAGUCCAGGUAUUAUCUGGAGGAGAUAAAGUCCAGACAGGUUCCAGUGGGUCAGAUCCAGUUGAUAUACAACAUGAGCGGGCAAUGUCUCCUGGAACACUUGAACUAAUGUGUGAUGAACAAGAUAGAACAUUCCUGGAAGCUCAAUCUCCGAGUGUGGUUGGAGGCUGUAGUAAACAGCCUAAAAUUAGUUCAUCUACCACACAAGGUUUUACUGACCUAUAUGCAGAGCAAGAGAGACUUGUCUUGACUAAUUUCUUGAAUUGUCUCAACAGGCUUGUCACUUCUGGAAGCAUGCAAGUGAUGCAUCCUUCAUCAUCUCAAACAGUAAGAGAGGGUCAACAAGAACCCCUGCAGAAUGGCAUCAAAGAUUUCAAACUACAAAGAAACGGUGACCAUCUGCAUUGACGGGAACCUACCUAGUGUACUUGCAGCAGCAACUCAUGGUUGCAUUGUACUUCAGAUACCUUGCCACCAUCUGUAUUGAUGGGAACCAGUCUACUUGCAGCAGCAAAUUGUAGUUCCAUCGUCUCAGAUAACUUCUGACUGUAAUGCCAUGUGUUUCUUCAGAAAACCCCGACUGCCUGCUGCAGUCCAUUCAGGUGAUGCAAGUGCUAAGUUUUACCCUGCAAAUGGAAGGACUACAGCAUGAAGAUCCCGAAUAGGGGAAUUUAUUUUUCCUAAGUUAAAUUUUUUGUAAGCUUGGUUUUAAUAUCAUUAGAGCCAUGUAUUGUCUGAGAAUUUGACCAUCGGUGAAUGUUUUUUAUUUUCUUCAGAUUCAGAAGUAGUGUGGCUUCAUGAACCUGAUGUAGUUCUGCAGAAAGGGUGAUACAUUAGAAUAAACUGCACAGUUAUAUUUUUUCUUA